ACGGGUGAAGGACGGAUUUUCGGAUCCAACGUGUCGCUUUUUUCAUCGGCAGAACUUGAUAUGAACGAGGCUAGCUAUGGCUGGUGCAUACAAAUAAUAUCAAGUGCUAUAAUAUCGACUAUGAUUGCUGGACGAAUUAAAACAAUUUCUAUAAUUGCCAUAUCAAUUGUUACGUCAGUAUUGUUUUAUCCGGUUAUAAUUCAUAUUACAUGCGGAGAAAUUGGAUUUUUGCGAAGUAGUUCAAUGUUCAGCGAAAAUGUGUCUUUCAAAGACUAUGGAGGCGGCACAAUUAUUCACGUAACUGGAGGUUUGUUUGCUCUGGUUUCUUGUCUCAUUCUUGGACCCAGAGUGAUGAGAUUAAAGUCAAUUGACGUAUAUGGAUUGACAGACGAUGCGCCCACUAUAUCAAUGUUGGGAUAUGUUUUAAUCGUGGUUGGACUUUUCGCCAUGUGCAUGCCAUCGCCUACCUAUGAACAGGAUCGUGUACCAGGGAAUUAUACUGGUUUUGCCGCAAUAUGCUUCAUAAUGGCUUUUACUGGUGGUUUUCUAACAAUGAUUUGCUUACAGACUGCAUUCCGUGGAGGAUUAUACACAUAUUGGACAUUUUUAGCUUGUUUGCAGGGAGGAAUAUCAGGAAUCGUAACAAUAUCGACCGCUCCGGAAAUUCAUAACGCUGUAAUGUCACUUUUUGUGGGUGCAUUCGGUUCGUUAAUUUGUUAUCUAUUUGAAAGAAUCAUUUAUAGAUCAAACUUAGAGGACUAUUGUAAUCUUGUAGCGGUGCACUUAUGCAGUGGCGUUGUGGGCAGCCUGCUGUGCGUCCUUACCGCAGCUGGGGAUGAUUUAGGUAUAAUAGCAGGAGUACCAGUAUUGAUUCAUUUCUUAUGGCAAAUUAUUGGACUUCUAAUCAUUUCUGUAUAUACAGUGAUAAUUGCUGCAUUACUUAUAUUGGGAUUGUCUUUAUGUAAGGCCCUAAGAAACAAUGACGAAGUCCGUAACAAUAAUAGGGCAAAACACAUCCAAGAAAUUAUGAACUCUUACUACAAGUUAGAACCAUUUAGUAGAUUAUUUCCUUUAUCUAAUGAAUUACAAUUACUGAAGGAACAAAGAAUAAACACACGGUGGGUAUAUGUUAAAUCAAAGGUUCCGGAGUACCAGACCAGAAUAGGUUGGUCUAAAAGCGACUUUUUCUGGUAUGCUAACAAGACCGCAGCUGCUACUCUAGUAUAUAAUGCACAAACGGUGCCCAAGUUAAUAUCUGAUAUGCCAGAAAUAAAUUAUGAUAAAUUAGUUCAAGAUACACAGAAAAAUUCUUUGACUUUUGAGAAGGCAUAUAUGAUAAAUGAAUAUGCAACAAAUCUACCAAGAAAACUUUAUUUGCCAAAAUCUUUAACAAAAUGGCCAAUUUUAAAGUUAAGCCACAAGUACCUAAUUACAAAAUCAAGUGAACAAUACAAGAUCAGGCCAACUAGACAUCGUUUAGUUCCUUUAAGGGUAUUUAAUAAACCGUUAAAAGUAACACACAAAAAAGUGGUUAUAAGAAAUCAGCGACAGCUCAGAAAUAGUUAUAAGAAUUUGCUAUUGAGUGAUAUAAACACAUACUGCCAUAAAAGUAAUAUUGAUAUGAGAAAUAAUAAAACUAAAUGUAUCACCCACAAUAACUCAAAUGAAUAAUGAAAUGAGAAAAAUGAGAAAUAUAUUAAAAAUGAAUAAA
Ctenocephalides felis (cat flea) is the source of this 1711-nucleotide messenger RNA. RefSeq lists its product as uncharacterized. Gene Ontology annotation, molecular function: ammonium channel activity. Gene Ontology annotation, cellular component: membrane. The transcript has 7 exons. Bases 61 to 1671 code for a protein of 536 amino acids. Lineage: Eukaryota; Metazoa; Arthropoda; Insecta; Siphonaptera; Pulicidae. The record is from RefSeq and is a predicted model, not a curated record. Gene Ontology annotation, biological process: ammonium homeostasis; ammonium transmembrane transport.